AUGAAGGCAUCCGGCUAUCUCCUGUUGAGCGCGCUCGUCGCUGCUUCCGCCGCUUCAGCCGCCCAGCAUCAGUUACGAGCCCUUCCAGAUCACCAUGCACACCUCGUUGCGCGAUCGCCUCAACCCACACCUCUUGGCCCUGGUUUUAGCUUCGGCGGCGGUAGUAGCGGCGACUCCUCGGACUCUGGCGCGGCUGCCGCCACGAGCGCUUCCAACUCGGUCGAUCCCUUUGGAAUCGCCUCGUCGAGAUCUGCUGCGGCUGCCUCUUCUUCCUCUGCUGCCGCUGCUUCCUCCUCGGCUGCCGCCGCUGCUUCCUCUUCUUCGGCUGCCGCCGCUGCUUCAGCCUCCGCUUCGGCUGCCGCCGCUGAAUCGUCCUCCAUCGCUGCGCACGCUGCCUCGUCGGCAGCGGCAUCCAUCUCGAGCGCCUCCGCUGCGGCUGCAUCAUCGUCUUCGGCUGCCGCGUCACGCUCUUUGGCCUCAGCUGCUUCGGCUAGUCUUGCCUCGACUUCCUCAGCGGCGCUUACCACCUCGACCGGUCUCACCACCACGCUAACUGCCACCGUCGUCGCCUCCGCCACUUCGGGCGCUCCUUCUACCACGGCCGUCAAAGAGUCGAGCUCCGGCAGCAAAUCCGGAGGUGCCAGCACGGGUCUCAUCAUCGGUGUCUCGGUGGCGGGCGGUGUCAUUGUCCUUAUUGCGUUCAUCUUCCUCUACUUCAAAUUCGGCACGCGCAGGUUUAGCAACUUUGACGAUGGCGAUGCCGACAUCAAGUGGCCCGAGCUGAAGCAUGAUCCGGAUUCCAAUGUGAUGCAACCUCUUCCUGCGCGUCGAACAGGACGUGCUGGAUUUGGGAUGGGCGACGACGACUCGGACAACGAAGGUGGUGAACACGAUGGUAACGGCGCUGACGGUGUGGGUGAGAAGGGCAGAGACAGCUUUUCUGGUUCUACUACAGCCCUUGCUGCCGCACCGCCUGCUGGAUACGGUGUCAACGACUAUCAGCCGGGAAUGGAGCAUGGAUACGGCGUGGAUCCAGCAGCGGGGUACUACCAGGACCACCACAUGUACGGAGCUCAUCAGUACGCUAUGCAGACGUCGCCAGGUGCUCCGGGCGGCGCGUUCCCGGAUAGCAGUGCCAACCCAUACGGCGUCGACCCUUAUGCGCAUGCUGGCAUGUCGCACCCGCAACAGCAACCCCAAUACCCGCAUGGUCACUACCAGUGA
Sporisorium graminicola is the source of this 1224-nucleotide messenger RNA. RefSeq lists its product as uncharacterized. The coding region runs from base 1 to 1224 and encodes 407 amino acids. The record is from RefSeq and is a predicted model, not a curated record. The transcript has a single exon. Lineage: Eukaryota; Fungi; Basidiomycota; Ustilaginomycetes; Ustilaginales; Ustilaginaceae.